AUGUCGGACAGUGCUGGUACCGAAGGUGCUAGCCUACAGGAUGUUAAUCAAGGGUCUAGGAUUAUCAUAGCCACCGCUAUCACUACUGCCGCCGCAUUACUCACCGUUUUGGCUCGGUUCUACGUGCGCGUAUUCCUGAUUCGCAAUGUCGGCUGGGAUGAUUAUACUAUGGCUCUGACGAUGCUGCUGUCUGUCUGUGGAUUUGCCAUUAUCGUCCCCGAAGUGAAGUAUGGUGCAGGCAGACAUAUGGUUUUUGUCCAAGAAACGGCCGUCACGGCGAUGCAUUUGAAUUAUGCUACUCAGGGGAUCUACAUGUGGGCCAUCGGCUUGGUCAAGAUAUCAAUUGGGCUGUUUUUGCUUCGUUUCGCACCCCGCAGAGGGUACAGGAUCUUUAUCUGGGUUGUCUUGGUUCUCAUGACGCUCUACACUGCAAUUUGUUUUUUGACUCUUAUUUUUGAAUGUCAGGAUAUUCGAGCAAAUUGGGAUCCUACAGUCAAAUCGAAGUGCUUUACUCCCAAACAACUUUUGACUCUGAGUUAUACAAACACUGCACUGAAUAUUCUGACCGAUCUGAUCUUCGCCGUUCUACCGGUCUUUAUGCUACGUCAUCUUCAAGUCAAUCGCCGGGUGAAAGCCUCUCUGAUCUGUAUCCUGGGCCUGGGAAUUUUUGCCUGUGCAGCCGCUUUCGUCAAGCUCUCUAUCCUACCUAGCUACGGUCGAACUGGUGACUUCCUUUGGGACUAUACAAACCUCACAAUCUGGGUUGUCACGGAAUGCAACACCGGUAUCAUGGCCGGCAGCCUCCCAACCCUCAAACCACUCUUCAAGAGAGUCCUCGGCACAUACGGCUCGCAUACGAAAACCACCCGCGAGUACUUCGGCAGCAAGAAAUAUAAAAUGCAGUCAAUGUCUCGAUCACGAGGGCCGCCGCUGCAAUCCCGAGCACACAAAAGUGGCAAUCUCAGUAUCAUCGAGUUCGACGCGGACCCGAAGACGCAACACUCCCGGAUUGGUUCUACAACAGGCUCGACGAAGUACUCUGGAAGUCAACGAAGCAAUUCCAGCGAGGAGCGGAUAUUACCUGCCGAGGGUGAUGCAAUCGUUUGCACAACGGAAGUAAUGGUUUCGCGUGAGCAGAAUCCUCCUGAGAUAACGCCCAGCCCUCCUUCUAUACCCAAAUUGGGCAGGAUGGGAUCGUUAAGUGGCUUGCGCGUCAAUGCAGAUGAUCGGGUUUGA
Molecule: messenger RNA, 1236 nt
Organism: Penicillium coprophilum
Lineage: Eukaryota; Fungi; Ascomycota; Eurotiomycetes; Eurotiales; Aspergillaceae
Exons: 7
Coding region: 1-1236 (411 amino acids)
Source: RefSeq, a predicted model, not a curated record